GUGAAGCAGCCACAGAAAGGAGGGCAAAACGGAAAAAGGCAUCCACUGGUCUAGCAGCAUCCGGUGAGGAAGUCGGUCAAAAUGAGCAGUGGGAGAAAUAAUGAUGAAGAAAUGGAGCCUGAGGAAGAACAGGAGGAGGUGGAGCCUGGCCCCCUUGAUCGCCUUAGGGCCGGUGAAGAGUGGAUCAUCAAGGAGGAAUUUGGAAAUCGAAUAUGCUUUUCGUUGGCAUGGCGGUCGCCGCGGGGAGGGUGCGUGGACAUGGAUAUGUCAAGCGUUGCGUUCCGGAAAGAUGGAACACUUCUUGAUGCCAUCUUCCACAUGCAUCUGAAGUCGGGCCAUCAGUUUGCGAGGCACAUGGGAGAUGAUCGGGAGGGAACCUUUGGCGAGGAAUUGAAUGACUGUGAAAGGAUACAUAUCAGUGUUGACAAGAUUCCCGAAGAGGCGAAUUCCAUCUUGUUUUUAGUCUCUCAAUUCGGCGAGAAAGUACCAGAGAAGAAACCUGAGAAGAAGAAGAGAAAACUCUCCACAGUGCCUGAAGAAGAACAGUUAGGUCAGCCUCUAACUGAGGCAGAGGCCCUCGCAGAUGACGCACUGCUCCAGCCACCGCCGGCGGCAACAGAGCCGGCUCCUCCAGGAUCAGAGGCAGAUCAGGCAGCAACAGCCCCGGCUGAUAAGGAUGCGGCGAGCGCCUUGGAAACUGGUUCGGGAGAGCCGGGAGAAGCGAAGGAGGGAGAGGUGGAAGGCGACCUGGAAGAUGCCGAGGGGAAGAAGGGUGUGUCGUUUUCAGAUACGAAUCAGGAGUAUUCACCCACAGCGACUGGGGAGAAAAGUAGUGAUGAGAGCAAAAGAGAAGAAGGUACCGGUGAGGAGUCGGCGGACGAAGCAAGUCCGACUGGCAGUGCAGAGGAAGGUACGGAACCGACUAAGGAAGAAGGUGAAGACCAGGAGGUACAGGACCAAGUACCCCCGCCGGCUACGGCAGACGAGGUUGCAGAACCAGAAGCACAACAGCAGGAAGAGGAGCUUUCUUCUGAAGGGGAGGAGAAAGGAGAGACCGCACCAGAGGGAGAGGGAGAGGAGACCGGAGUGGCGACUACCUCACAGGAUCCCCCUGAAUCUGGAGAAGAAGGACCUGACACUACUGAAGCCCCAGCUGAGGAUGACGCUGGGGGUCCCAGGGGCUCAAGCGGUGAAGAGCCGGGGAACGAGGGUGGGCAAGACAGUGCCCCCUCAGGUGGCGAAGAGCCGGCCAGUGAAGAUGAGGCAAAGGGGGCCUCAGACAAAGAAGAUGGCGAUGGAGAUGGACCACAGACGGACGAAGAGAAGGAACCCACCACUCAAAAUGCAAAGUCCAUGGAUGACCAAGCAGAUCAGGAUCAGGAUCAGGAUCACGCCAAAUCAAGUGGCGAGGAAGGUGACGACGAUACGGGUGGCGAAGGGAGCGCCGAAGGGGAGAGUGGAGAUGAGGAGGGGUCAAAACCCCCCGAUGGCGAACAGUCACCCCCUCCAGAGCCGGAGCCAGAAGACCCGUAUCCACCACCAACUGAGGAGCAGCUAGCAGCUGCUGCAGCUGCAGAUGCAUCCGGAGCCUCACUGGAAACCGAAGGCUUGGGGGAGACCAUGAUAGUCAUCCCUGUGACCACAUUUGGUACACGGGCGGAGAGCUUGACGUUUCGUGUCCUCUCCGAGGAGAUGGAAGAGCUGAUAGCGUUAUCGAUUGGCGAGGACUUCGCCGAUCCAACGGUGGGGUCCGUGGCCAUCUGUGUGAUAAGACGCAUGGUUAACGGGUGGUGUAUACGAGGCCUGCACCUGCCGGCGGGGUCGGCAAGAACAUGGGGUGAAGCGCUCGUUGCACUGCCUCGAGCCCAGGCGGAGAUCUUGAUCCCCAGCUACAAAAGGCGUCUUUUGCCCCAGUGGGACAUCCUGAAACCCAUCCCGAAGUUCGAGCACUACAACUUUGAGGAGAUGUCGAAGAUCGUCGAAGCCUGGAAACCGGUGAAGAAGGAGGAAGAAGGAGGUGCAGAGGAAAAGGAGGAGGGAGAAGGUGAAGAAGAGGAGGAAGACGAGGUCCCCGUCAAGCCUCCAAAAGGUCGACGAAGAAGCGUUGAAAGUGUGGAUACGGCAGCUGACGGGGACUCGGAGGAACCGGAGCUCCCACCUCUCGACUGGAAAGUUUUCGAAAUCCGUGUCGACUUAGGCUGGGUCAUGCAAGACGAUGCCAACGACGACAUGGAAUGGGGGUGCUUUCUAUUUGAUAGUCAUGGUGAGCUUGUAGACGAAGUCAGCAGGAAGGUCAAGGAGAUUGAUGGAGUCAGUGUUGAGGAUGAAGAGGAGGAUUUGGCAGUUUUCAAUCACUAUUGCAAGCCUCCAGAGCCACCAGAGGAAGAGGAGGAGGAGGACGAGGAGGGUGCAGCUGCUGCUGCUGAGGGGGCAGAGACAGAGAAGAAAGAGGGGGCAGAGGGCGAAAAGCCGCAGGCAGAAGGGGAAGAAGGUGGGGAGGGGGAGGGGGAGGAGGGGGAGGAGGGGGAGAAUGGAGAAGAAGAGGAGCAGGAACAAGAAGAAGAACCUGAACAAAAAGACGAGGAUGAAGAAAACGAAGAUGGAGAGCAGGAGGCUGAACCUGAACCUGAACCAGCGCCUGAACAGACAGCGAUCAUCCUCUUCACGCUCGUGAGGGAGGCACCGAACAAGCUUUUUGUCCUGUGGAAGAAUGCAGGGAAGCCAGAUCCAACAACGUUCAUCGAGGAAAUUCGCAAGCAGAAAAGAGACCUCACGAAAGAAGAGGUUGACCUUAAAGUCGCUGUUCCGUUUGAAACCAACUUCUGGCGUAUUCGGUUGGAUGCGAUUCCAUGCACCGGGGAGUCCAUGGAAGAGUCUAUGGAAAGACUUGUUGAUGUUGCGUCCUACACCGAACUCCUCCAGCAGGGGCUCAGCGGAGAUGAAGGCGAUGGCGGCGUGAAUCUGUCGUUCGGGCUCUGUAGCGGGAGGUCAUCGGCCACCUCACGAAUGGUUGUUGUGUGUCCUCACCCAGAUGACGACGGUGGGCAAGUGAUGGCUGUUGUGCGAUCAUCGAAGUCUCUAGCGCCGAUUCGGGAGGCGUCGGGGAACAACAGGGAUCCUCCGAGGCAGCAAUUUCAGUCGCCGUUUGUGUCGACGGGUGCCUCCGCUCGCCCCCAAUGGAUGCAGUCUCUGUCUCCCCUGUCCGCCGGUUCGAGUGCGGCCCGCCGUCGUGGCAAUGCGGGGAGACGGAUUCUGGCUUCGACGAUAUUGGUGACGAACGGGACGGAAGGGAGGAAAAGGAGGCACCAGUUCUGGACGCCGAUGAUCACGAGGACGAUGACAACGACGGAGAAGGUGGGGAGGAGGACGAAGGCUACAUUUCGUCGUCCAAGCAAAACAGCAUGGGAGGCAGGGGCGGAAAGACGAAGGCGUCUGCGGCCUGCCCGCAAUGGUCGUCGGGGGAAAAAAGCAGCGGGGAAGGGGAGUGAUGCCGACGGGGACGAUGACGCGGAAGGAGGCCGACACUUCUGGUCCGUUGACCACAUUUUAGCCCUCAUCAGGGCUAAACAUGACCAGGAUGCGCAUAUGCAGGGGAUGGGUCAUGCCUACGCUCGGAUCAAGCCACAAGAAUGGAAGUGGUUAGAUGUGGCGCAGAGGUUGAAGAAGGUGGGCUUCGACAGAGACACAGAUAAGUGUGGGAAGACGUGGGACAAUUUGAUGCAGCAGUUCAAGAAGGUGCAUCACUUCAAUGGCUUGUCCGGGGAACAGGACUUCUUCCAAUUGUCGGCGAAGGAGACGACGUCCAAGGGCUUCAAUUUCAACAUGGAUCGUGCGGUGUUUGGGGGGAGGGGUCAUGGGAGGGCACAAUCUCAUGAUGGGGGCCAUUGUUGGCACAGUCCGCUUGUCAUAGGGGCUACGUGACACCCUAGGCCGCGGAUCCUGUGGCCUCCGCGGCGGCCAAGGAGGCCGACCGCUGGCCCGUGGUCGAGGCCACACGAC
This is a messenger RNA of Chara braunii, 3999 nucleotides long. Lineage: Eukaryota; Viridiplantae; Streptophyta; Charophyceae; Charales; Characeae. The record is from the annotation of a GenBank genome assembly.